GCAGCGCGCGUACAGCGCGUCCGCGAUGGCCAGGGAGGGGUCUCCGCCCAGGUCGGCCAGCGGCACGUGCGCGUAGCGCGUCAGCGCCGCGCGCUCCCGCAGCCAGCCGCCGGCGGCGGCGGCGCGGUGGACGGCGCGGCGGGCGGCGCGUAG
Monoraphidium neglectum is the source of this 153-nucleotide messenger RNA. RefSeq lists its product as hypothetical. The annotation marks the transcript as partial. Lineage: Eukaryota; Viridiplantae; Chlorophyta; Chlorophyceae; Sphaeropleales; Selenastraceae. The transcript has a single exon. The record is from RefSeq and is a predicted model, not a curated record.